AUGUCGGUGAUAGCUCGCCGGAUGCCUACUGCGAGACCUGGUAAGGACAGUGCUGCUAAAUAUGUGAGUGGCUCAAUGACAAUCGGCAUUAAAAAUUCAAGUCGAAGAGAAGACACUAGAAUGGCUGCUAUCAAACCUGCCACUUAUAAUCCCCCUGCUUCGACAACAACUGUUCCAUCAGCAGCGGGUGGAAAUAAUUCUGAAGAGGAUAUGAUUUCAGCUAUGUUCCAAGCACAAGGUGAACAGUGGCAACAAACUCAGGAUGAAAUGUCUACCAAAACUCCUGUAUAUUAUAGUUCGCACUCCAAAGGUGGAUUUCAAGGACAUGUUCCUGACUAUGCUCCACCUCCUGGCUAUUUAUGUUAUAGAUGCGGUCAAAAGGGUCACUGGAUCCAGGCUUGCCCUACUAAUAACGACCCUAAUUGGGAAGGUAAAAGAGUGCGUAGAACUACCGGAAUUCCUCGUAGUAUGCUUCGUACUGUUGCCAAACCAAAGGACGAUGAAUCGGGAAAUUACAUGAUUAAUGAUGAAGGUGAAUAUGUGGUGGCUAUAGCUGAUAAUGCAUCCUGGAAGAGUUUUCAAGAUAAACAAAAGAAUCAGUCAAAGGAUGGUGAGAUUCCUACUGAUCCAGAGCUGAUAUGUCCAUUGACACAUAAGCUAUUUGUAAACCCAGUAAAAACUCCUUGCUGUAAGACGACAUAUUCUGAAGAUGCCAUUCAACAAGCCUUGUUAGACAGUGAUUUCGUCUGCCCCAAAUGUAAAACAGAAGAAGUCUUACUUGAUCAGUUGACCCCUGAUUUAGAAAUGCAAGAAAGAGUCAAGAAGUACAAAGCUGAAAAGGAGAGUGGCCCGUCGACAAGUGAUACCUCUAAAGACCAGAAACCUAAUGGGGCUCAAGCCACAAAGGACCAGGAGGAUAAAGAAGAUGAAUCUGAAUCAAAUACUUCUUUGAGACGGAAACGAGACCGUAGCAGCGAUGGGUCUGGGUCUGAUAGGGAGAGCGAUGGUGAAUCCACAAAAAGACGGAGAGACAGGUCGACAGGUCCAGCUGAAGAGAUUAAACGCGAGUCGUCCAAUGCACCUGAGAAAAUGCCAAAUAACAUGCCCAUGCCGGGACAAUUUCCUCCAUGGAUGAUGAUGAUGCCAGGUAUGCCGGGAAUGCCUCCAAUGCCCAUGCCUAUCCCUGGAAUGCCUGGCAUGCCACCUAUGCCUGGCAUGCCACCUAUGCCUAUGAUGCCUUUGCCGGGUAUGCCCGGUGCAAAUGCAGGUGGUAUUCCUGGACUGUCAUCUGGUUGGCAAAAUGACAAAUCAAACAAUAAUGGCAUUGGAAAUGGAUCUUCUAACAAAAAUAAUGAUAGUAGUAGUGGAAGUCAGAACGGACAGAACAACCGCAAACGAAGGAACCAACGAUCUGCCGACUUCCAGGUAUUGUGA
Molecule: messenger RNA, 1434 nt
Organism: Sugiyamaella lignohabitans
Lineage: Eukaryota; Fungi; Ascomycota; Dipodascomycetes; Dipodascales; Trichomonascaceae
Gene: MPE1
Product: Mpe1p
Exons: 1
Coding region: 1-1434 (477 amino acids)
Biological process (GO): mRNA processing; protein ubiquitination; ubiquitin-dependent protein catabolic process
Cellular component (GO): nucleus
Molecular function (GO): nucleic acid binding; ubiquitin protein ligase activity; zinc ion binding
Source: RefSeq, a predicted model, not a curated record